Molecule: messenger RNA, 447 nt
Organism: Dictyostelium purpureum
Lineage: Eukaryota; Evosea; Eumycetozoa; Dictyosteliales; Dictyosteliaceae
Exons: 3
Coding region: 1-447 (148 amino acids)
Source: RefSeq, a predicted model, not a curated record
AUGGCUUCAAGAUUAAUGAAAGAAUAUAAAGUUUUACAAAACCAAGCAUUAGACGAUAUUUUAUUACAUCCAAUAGAUGAAUCAGAUUUACUUAGAUGGGUUGCAUAUAUCAAAGGUCCACCAGAUACUCCAUAUGAAGGCGGUAAAUUUACCAUCGAAAUCACGGUACCAAGUAAUUAUCCUUUAGCACCACCAGUUUUUAAAUUUGUUACAAAAAUAUUCCAUCCAAAUAUUCAUUUUAAGACAGGAGAAAUUUGUUUAGAUUUAUUAAAAACAUCAUGGUCAGCAAUUUAUACACUUGAAUCAGUUUGUAGAUCUAUUAUAGCAUUAUUAGCAGCACCAGAACCUGAUAGUCCCUUAAAUUGUGACGCUGGUAAUUUAUUAAGAGGAGGUGACACUAAAGGUCAUGAUAGUUUAGCAAAAAUGUAUACUAGAAUCUAUGCUUAA